CGCCAGCUUUGAACAACGAAGCGUUGCCAAGGCCUACGAGGAGCGCUCGAUAGGGGCGACGGUUCCCGAAAAUGAUUGCUGAAGAGAAGCGAUGGUGCUUUCCUUCGCUAAAAUGCUGUGCCACGCAAACAGGGCAGAAAGAUAUCGUCCGAUCAUUUCUUCCUUCUCACCUUCUCCAUUGAGCUUUCUCUCAUCUGGGGAGACCUCGAAGACAUACUUUGGAUAGUCGCGAUAUGCCGCAAGCACGGACGAUGUAUGGAGGAGCGGGAGCCCAGUGUCGUUUGAUACUUCUGGUUGUUCUCAUCUCACUCGGAGUGGUGACGCUGCUGCAAUCGCUACAGACGACCCAUAGCAUACAUGACAUUCCGCUCUCAAUUCGUGGACACAAGUUCGGAGGAGCUGUGGGCAGGAAACAUGGCUCUGCUCAAGCCAUUCGCAUCAAGAAAGUAACGGCACUUUUCGGCGAACCAAAUUAUCUCUACGAAGGGGCCAUCGCAACUCAUGAACGACACAACGCUCUGCAUGGAUAUCAGAUGCAGGUUCUACGACAACGAAUUCAUGCAAGCUUUCUGGCCAAGCCCGCCUAUCUCAUGUCCGUUCUCGUGGAAGAAUUGAACAAGCCGUGGGACGAGCGUAUGCAAUGGCUCGCCUGGGUCGAUCCAGAUACUCUGGUUCUGAAUCAGCAGGUUCCACUGGAGCUCUUUGUACCUCCACUUGAAGAAGAAAUCAAUCUGAUUGCAACCCAUGAUGACAAUGGUUACUUCAAUGGUGGUGUUUUCUUCUUGAGGGUCGACACAUGGUCUCUAGAAUUCCUGAUACAAGUACUUGCAGUGCCGCUCACAGACAGAAAGCAUCACGUCUCGUUGAACAAAGAUCACGCUGCGCUGGAGCAGAUCAUGGAGAGUCAGAGAUUCCGGAACAGAGUAACCUACCAGCCUCGCAUUUGGUACAAUGCAUUCGACUCAAACAAGACGUACGAAGGCGAAGCAGGCGGCCUGAUGGUGCACCUCCUCGAUCUUGGUGGAGACAAAUGGGCUAGAAUGGACAAGUACCUGGGUAACGUGACGAGCAAGGUCAAUCCGCACGAACUACCUCUGGAGCAGACGCCGUACGAAGAGCAGGUACAAGCAUUCUGGAAGAGAAUGAGAGACUCGCGCAGGAUUCUCAAGGAGGCGAGGGAGAAGGAAAAGGGCCAUGAUGCGAUCAAGGAAUCUGCGAGACGCCUACGAUUUGCUCUGGAAUUUGAAACGGACAAUGAGGUGGUGAUGAGAGGUGCUUACGACCGUCUGCUCAAUGCAUUGUAUGAGAACAAGUAACGGAUUGGCUUUGCUUGAUGAUGUAUUUCCCUGGAGCGCAGGCGUAAUGGAGGAGAAGUCUUUAGACAGCCAAGAUACCCUAACAACAGUCGCAAUUCUGAACCGCUCCUUCCCGUGUGCGAAGCACUGUCACACUUGUAGCUAUCUCAGGGCAAACUCCUUUUCGUUUCGGAGCGACGGCACCGGUAUACAUCUAGAUUCCCUGUGUUAGAUCCUUUCAUAUAGGAUGUGACUAUGCAUUGCUUCAGCUGUCGCUCUGCUCUGACCGUUGAAAGUGGAUGGGUGUGACGGAGCU
This is a messenger RNA of Aureobasidium subglaciale EXF-2481, 1611 nucleotides long. Its product is annotated as glycosyltransferase family 34 protein. The coding region runs from base 252 to 1316 and encodes 354 amino acids. Gene Ontology annotation, biological process: protein N-linked glycosylation. Gene Ontology annotation, cellular component: Golgi membrane. Gene Ontology annotation, molecular function: glycosyltransferase activity. The record is from RefSeq and is a predicted model, not a curated record. Lineage: Eukaryota; Fungi; Ascomycota; Dothideomycetes; Dothideales; Saccotheciaceae. The transcript has 3 exons.